Molecule: messenger RNA, 1498 nt
Organism: Ipomoea nil (Japanese morning glory)
Lineage: Eukaryota; Viridiplantae; Streptophyta; Magnoliopsida; Solanales; Convolvulaceae
Product: tRNA-dihydrouridine(20) synthase [NAD(P)+]-like
Exons: 9
Coding region: 228-1205 (325 amino acids)
Biological process (GO): tRNA dihydrouridine synthesis
Cellular component (GO): cytoplasm
Molecular function (GO): flavin adenine dinucleotide binding; tRNA dihydrouridine synthase activity
Source: RefSeq, a predicted model, not a curated record
UCAUGGGCCUCGGUAUGGGCCGAGUUACCCAAGUUGAUUUCGGGUCGAACACAUGGAAAUAUAGAAACCAGAGAAAAUAAACGAAAAAUUAGCAGCACGUAAAAAGCUCUCCAAAAGGCGGCAGGGUAUCCUUACAGAUCGGAAAAACUGUCGACCGGAGAAAAUAUUCUCUAUCCUCAGCAUAAUUCUUCAUCUCAGCCGUUGUCGCCGCCUGCAUGGUAUAAAACAUGGAGUAUAGAAACAAGCUGGUCUUGGCUCCAAUGGUUCGAGUAGGCACCCUGCCACUUAGGUUGCUAGCGGCUGACUAUGGUGCGGACAUAACAUAUGGAGAGGAGAUUAUUGAUCACAAACUGCUCAAAUGUGAGCGCCAAGUCAACGAUUCCUUGGGGACUAUUGACCUCGUGGAAAAGGGAACUGGCAGUGUUGUUUUCAGAACAUGCUCUGAAGAAAGAAGUCGAGUUGUAUUUCAAAUGGGCACUUCUGAUGCUGUGAGGGCUCUUAGUGCUGCUCAGAUGGUGUGCAAAGACGUUGCUGCAGUGGAUAUCAACAUGGGUUGCCCUAAGUCCUUCUCGAUCUCUGGAGGAAUGGGUGCUGCAUUGUUGACUAAACCAGAGCUUAUCCAUGAUAUUUUGACAACAUUGAGGAGGAACUUAGAUACACCUGUAACAUGCAAGAUUCGGCUGUUGAAAUGCCCACAGGAUACAGUAGAGUUGGCAAGACGAAUUGAGAAAACUGGCAUCUCUGCCCUUGCUGUCCACGGAAGGAAAGUUCCAGAUAGGCCAAGAGAUCCUGCUAAGUGGAAUGAGAUUGCUGAUGUUGUAGCAGCAUUAUCUAUUCCCGUUAUCGCAAAUGGUGAUGUUUUUGAAUAUGAUGAUUUUCAAAGAAUCAAAGAUGCAACAGGUGCAUCAUCUGUGAUGGUUGCUAGGGGAGCUCUUUGGAAUGUUUCUAUAUUCUCUCCUAAAGGCAAAAUACCUUGGGAGAAUGUGAAACGAGAGUAUGUGAGAAAGAGUAUCCUGUGGGAUAAUGAUCUCAAAAGUACAAAACAUACAUUGAAGGAAAUGAUUAUGCAUCAUUCUUGCCUUGAACUCCCCGAGGGAAAGGCUGUAAUUAGAUCAGAGACCUUGGAACAUCUUGCGCAACUUUAUGGGGAAGAAAACUAUUUUCAACAAGUUACUAAGAACAGGGGUGUCUUUGGAGGAGGAUGAAGAUGGUAUUGAUUGGGUGUUACCCUAUUUUUUUUCAGAAAUUCAUACAACCAAUUCAAGUAGUCCCUUUUCAUGUCGAUGUCACUUUAAUAUCAAACAUAAAUUACAUUUUAUGUCAUGUAUUUUUAGUAACACUAAAAUAGAACAGCUGUUGUAUGUAUCUCAAAGAAUAUAGUGAACAGGAAAGCAAUAGUAGACAGGAUGUCUCAGGUCGGUUAGGGUCUAACUCCAUUUUCAACUGAUUCUUGUGAAUUCCAUUUUUGGCUAUAUAUUCACUUGACAAUUGGGGAACA